Molecule: messenger RNA, 1251 nt
Organism: Eimeria mitis
Lineage: Eukaryota; Apicomplexa; Conoidasida; Eucoccidiorida; Eimeriidae
Exons: 3
Coding region: 1-1251 (416 amino acids)
Source: RefSeq, a predicted model, not a curated record
AUGCAGUCUGAAGGGCCCCCCCCCCCAUCUGCUGCUGCUGCUGCAGCAGGAGAGGGUACGGGUUGGUGGUUGAGGGGGGCCCCUUGGGGGCCCCCCCCUAGAGACGAUGAGAGGGGGGGGGCCCCCAGCUUAUCUGUAGGACUAAGAGGAGGGAUAGGGGGGGGGCCCCCGGGGGCCCCCUUGUCUAUAUAUGUACACACAGAUGCAUCGCUGAAGCUAGGGGAGGGGGUGUCUGUCUGCUGCUCCCCCCUGCCCCCUGACCUGCUGUUAGUUUCGUCUGUGAGUGGGGCCCCCUCUGCUUCUUCUGGUGCUGCUGCUGCUGCUGCUGCUGCUGCAGCUGCUGCAUCUGCUGCUGGAGCUGCAUGCAUUGAAGAAUCUCCUGCUGCAGCACCAAUAGAACCACCAGCACUAGAACCACCAGCAGCACCACCACCAGCAGCAGCACCAGCAGCAGCAGCAGCAGCAGCAGCAGCAGCAACACCACCACCAGCAGCUGCAGCACCUUUUAAUCGGGGGCCCAUCGGAGACAGAUACACUCAAAGGACGCCCGUGCUGCUGCAGGGGGCCCCCAACUACAGUAACAACCAGCAGCAGCAGCAGCAGCAGCAGAAGCCGCAGCAGCUGCAGCAGCAGCAGCAAGAGACAGAGCUGCUAUAUAUACGAAAGCUCACACACAAACAGCUGCAGCUGCAACUGCAACUGCAGCAGCAACUGCAGCAGCAGCAGCAGCAGCAGCAGCAACGGCUGCUGCGCCUCACAAACCUGCAGACCCUCAGGCCACGCAGCAGCAGCAGCAGCACGACAACCAACAGGGGCCCCCAGCAACGAGAGAAGAAGAGACAGUCUAGGGGGGCCCCCCCCUCUACCCUCAUACAGCUGCUGCUGCCCGCAGGGCCCGCUGCAGCUGCUGCAUCUGCUGCUGGAGCUGCAUGCAUUGAAGAACCUCCUGCUGCAGCACCAAUAGAACCACCAGCACUAGAACCACCAGCAGCACCACCACCAGCAGCAGCACCAGCAGCAGCAGCAGCAGCAGCAGCAGCAGCAACACCACCACCAGCAGCUGCAGCACCUUUUAAUCGGGGGCCCAUCGGAGACAGAUACACUCAAAGGACGCCCGUGCUGCUGCAGGGGGCCCCCAACUACAGUAACAACCAGCAGCAGCAGCAGCAGCAGCAGAAGCCGCAGCAGCUGCAGCAGCAGCAGCAAGAGACAGAGCUGCUAUAUAUACGAAAGCUCACACACAAAGUUUAG